ACGAAAUUCUGCACCACACCAAUCUUAUCAUCUGAGAAACCAGUAGCAUUGAGAUCUGAGAGUCUAAUCUUUGCCGGUUCGUUCCGAGGGACUCACAGCACAUCCGUGCUCACAGCACCCAGCCUUCUGCCAAAGUCACUGUUCAGCACUCGCCAAAUGGCACCCAAGGCAUUCCAGUGGGUGAAGCCCGAGAUCUAUCCUCUGUUCGCUGCCCUGGGCCUGGGUAUCGGCGCCUGUGUCUACUCCAGCACAAGGAAUUUCCUGCACUCCCCAGAAGUCAGGGUAUACAAGACCUCUAGAGCUGAUGGAGCUUCAGAAGACCCCGCUCUGGUGGCUGCUGGAAAGAAGUAUAAGACGUCCUUCUACCGCAUGCUGGGAGACAUCAAGCAGGGAAAGACUGGGAUCUUCUGAGCGCAGCGCAGUGCUGAAGCUGGCACGCGAUACGUCUCAGUACUGACUAUUUCAGGAGGCGGGCUGUAGAAAGGCCCUGAGACAGGGUCCUCAGACGGUGUCGUUGGUGGCUCCUGCAUUUCUUUUCUGCUAAUGGCGACUUCAGUUCAGCAGUGGAUUAAGAGAUCUCCAGGCACUGCUUGCAGCCACUCGGGUAAUGCCAUUGACAUAUAUUUUGUUCUCUAUUCGGUUCAUAAUGAGAGUUUCACUAUGCCAUGUUCGACUCUCAAUCAAGUUCUCUGAAAGAUGCAUAUGGUGGGAGACGGGACCAUUGUAAAUCUUCUGCAGAUU
Molecule: messenger RNA, 741 nt
Organism: Coccomyxa subellipsoidea C-169
Lineage: Eukaryota; Viridiplantae; Chlorophyta; Trebouxiophyceae; Coccomyxaceae
Exons: 4
Coding region: 157-411 (84 amino acids)
Source: RefSeq, a predicted model, not a curated record